AUGCGCGUUUCUACUGUAGCCGUGGCUCUUUGCGCCAGUGCCGCGAUGGCCGCUCCCACGGAGACUCCCGACCUACACAAUAUUGUCCAGGCCUUCAAUGCCUCCAAGAUCGUGCAGGAAGUUGGACCAGUACUCGAGUCCCUCCUGGUCACGGGUGAUUGUGACAUUCCCGCCUGCUUCCAGCAACUCAUUCCGGCUGUGCAGAGUUGUAGUGCUGCCAUCGUUGGUGGGGGUUCGGACAUUGCCUCUGACCUUCAAUGUGUGAGCCGCGCCGUUGCAGAAUUAGUUCCCAGUCAGUCCAACAACUGUGCUGUCUGUGUUGGCGAUGCGGUCUCUACCGUUCAAUCCCUGUUGGAGAAUGGGUCCCAGUCCCAUUGA
This is a messenger RNA of Aspergillus pseudotamarii, 378 nucleotides long. RefSeq lists its product as uncharacterized. The record is from RefSeq and is a predicted model, not a curated record. Bases 1 to 378 code for a protein of 125 amino acids. NCBI's taxonomy places the organism in Eukaryota, Fungi, Ascomycota, Eurotiomycetes, Eurotiales, Aspergillaceae. The transcript has 3 exons.